This is a messenger RNA of Hipposideros armiger (great roundleaf bat), 2655 nucleotides long. It is a transcript of the gene GABRA5, whose product is annotated as gamma-aminobutyric acid type A receptor subunit alpha5. Gene Ontology annotation, cellular component: membrane. Gene Ontology annotation, biological process: chloride transport; monoatomic ion transmembrane transport; gamma-aminobutyric acid signaling pathway. Lineage: Eukaryota; Metazoa; Chordata; Mammalia; Chiroptera; Hipposideridae. The record is from RefSeq and is a predicted model, not a curated record. The coding region runs from base 316 to 1707 and encodes 463 amino acids. The transcript is spliced from 11 exons. Gene Ontology annotation, molecular function: GABA-A receptor activity; extracellular ligand-gated monoatomic ion channel activity.
GCGGCCGCGGGAGCGCGGGGCUCGGCUCGGCUCGGCCCGGGCGCGCUGGGGAAGUUCGCGCUGGCAGCAUGGGGCGGUGACGCCGCGCCGGCCUUCCGCGCCUGCCAGCCGGGCGACAGCGGGCAGCGGCGGAGGAGGAUGCACCGUAGCCGACAGCUCGCCUCCCGGGGCCGGCGCGCAGGCACCUCGCAGAACAAGGAGUAGCUCGCUGGCUUUGAACGUGUGGCAAAAAUUUCAGAAAGGUUGAAGAUCAAGUUGGAGAAAGGAACAGUUAUUUUCCAAAUUCAUCUGCUUCAGCUAUUAUUCUUAUUGGGAAUGGACGAUGGAAUGUUCUCUAGCUUUAUCAUGAUCAAAAAUCUUCUCCUGUUUUGUGUUUCCAUGAACUUAGCCAGUCACUUUGGCUUUUCACAAAUGCCAACCAGUUCGGGAAAAGAUGAGACCAACGACAACAUCACGAUCUUUACCAGGAUCCUGGACGGGCUCUUGGAUGGCUACGACAACAGGCUGCGGCCGGGGCUUGGGGAGCGAAUCACCCAGGUGAGGACCGACAUCUACGUCACCAGCUUUGGCCCCGUGUCCGACACGGAAAUGGAAUACACCAUAGAUGUGUUUUUCCGACAAAGCUGGAAAGACGAGCGUCUUCGGUUUAAGGGGCCCAUGCAGCGCCUGCCCCUCAACAAUCUGCUCGCCAGCAAAAUCUGGACCCCAGACACGUUCUUCCACAACGGGAAGAAGUCCAUCGCGCACAAUAUGACCACGCCCAACAAGCUGCUGCGGCUGGAGGACGACGGCACGCUGCUCUACACCAUGCGCUUGACCAUCUCUGCGGAGUGCCCAAUGCAGCUUGAGGACUUCCCAAUGGAUGCCCAUGCGUGCCCCCUGAAAUUUGGCAGCUAUGCGUAUCCUAAUUCUGAAGUCGUCUAUGUUUGGACCAAUGGCACCACCAAGUCGGUGGUGGUAGCAGAAGAUGGCUCCAGGCUGAACCAGUACCACUUGAUGGGGCAGACGGUGGGCACGGAGAACAUCAGCUCCAGCACCGGUGAAUACACCAUCAUGACAGCUCACUUCCACCUGAAGAGGAAGAUCGGUUACUUCGUCAUCCAGACCUACCUGCCCUGCAUAAUGACCGUGAUCUUGUCGCAGGUCUCCUUCUGGUUGAACCGGGAAUCCGUACCAGCCAGGACAGUGUUCGGGGUCACCACAGUGCUGACCAUGACGACACUCAGCAUCAGUGCCCGGAAUUCCCUGCCCAAAGUGGCCUACGCGACGGCCAUGGACUGGUUCAUUGCCGUGUGCUACGCGUUCGUGUUCUCCGCACUCAUUGAGUUUGCCGCCGUCAACUACUUCACAAAGCGAGGCUGGGCCUGGGACGGCAAGAAAGCCCUGGAGGCUGCCAAGGUCAAGAAAAAGGAGCGUGAACUCAUACUAAAUAAGUCAACAAAUGCUUACACUACCGGGAAGAUGUCCCAUCCCCCCAACAUCCCAAAGGAGCAGACCCCCGCAGGGGCCUCCAAUGCUUCCUCAGGCUCAGUAAGAUCUUCCGAAGAGAAGACCCCUGAAAACAAAAAGACUUACAACAGCAUCAGCAAGAUUGACAAAAUGUCCCGAAUUGUGUUUCCAGUCUUGUUUGGCACUUUCAACCUAGUUUACUGGGCAACAUAUUUGAAUAGGGAGCCAGUGAUUAAAGGGGCGGCCUCUCCGAAAUGACCCGCUGUGCUCCCUGACGCCAGCAGAGACGUCCUCCCGUGAAAUGGAGCCCCGAGGGAUGGCCCAUCCCUGGGCACUGUCUUUCAGGAAAUUUUUGCAUGUUUAAUAAUAUGUACAAAUAAUAUUGCCUUGAUGUUUCUACAUAGGAUGUCAGAUGUUUCAAAGAUGUCACAUUGAUAAAGCCAAUAACUUUCUAGAACAACAGAAAACAAUGGCUCUGACACUCAGAUGAUCAAUAUCUCACACUGAUAGUUUACAAACAAGAUAAGUAUAUUUUUAACUGUUCCAAGUGUUACCUAACAGUGUUUUUUAUACUUCAAAUGUCAUUUCAUACGAAAUUUCCCAGCAAAGAAAUAUUUUAGGAAAUGCUCCGUGAUUAUUACUUGACCAACUCUCGCCAGGAACAAAGAUCACAAAGAGCACGUUUUGCAUCAACAAGGAAACUGUGGGCAUUUAUGUACAAAACAAAUUGCCUCUAAUAACCCUGACUGUUCAGAAACUAGAGAGUCCUGCAUGAGCUUGCUUUAAGAAAUAGAAUAGGCAAACAUGUAUGCAGAAAAAUCUAAUAACAGAUACAUGUGGUAUGUUAGAUUAACAGAUCAAAUAUUUCCCCAAGGAAAAAUUCAACUGCUUAAAAGUCUCUUUUUGGAGAGGGAGCAGAAUAAACUUCUUUCUCUCCCCCCCAACCCCCACCCCCUGCUCCACUAACUGAACAAUGACUAAGAAAGAAAAGAACAAGUGGUGUGAUGACCGUGUUAGUGUUUGGCCAGUGCGUUCUGCAUUCACCGUCCAAAACCUUGACCAUCUUUUGCUGCAGCCAGUGUGUGUCAGUGGUGACAAACUGUGAUUGAGUUAUUUUCCAUUUUAUCUCCUUGUACGUACUUCACGAUUGACCUCCUGCUCUCUUAGCUUUUGUAAAUGAUCCCUAAAUGUUCAUUAAAAAAAUUA